Schistosoma spindalis is the source of this 1592-nucleotide messenger RNA. The record is from the annotation of a GenBank genome assembly. Lineage: Eukaryota; Metazoa; Platyhelminthes; Trematoda; Strigeidida; Schistosomatidae.
AGUCGAUUGCAUUUACGACUUAAUUAGAAAUUAGGCGUUACAUGGAAAUGUCGAAGAUACCAUUCAAGAAUGAUGGGAGUUUUAUGGAAUUGUUCAAGCAAAUGCAAGCUGAACAAGAAAGAGUAUCUAUUGAGAAGCCUGUUAUUCCGAAUGUAGUAAAGGUAGAAAAUACGGAUGAAUUUGACAGCAAACAAUGCAAAACGGAGAGUGAAACAGUUAUUCCCGAUGAUUCAAAGGUUUUGGUGGCAAUCGAAUCGUUGGUCCUACGUGUUUCUGGUAUGUCCCAUAGUCUUUGCGAGGCAGAAAUAAAGAAGUUUGAGGAUAGCAUACAGUAUUGGUUCCUGACGCUUCCAGAGACUAAUGAAUACAAAUUCUUUAGAAAAAGAUUGGCUGAUGUUCGUAAGCAAAGAACGCUCAGUAGUACAGUCAAACCUGAAACUGUAGAUAUUUGCAAAUCAGAAAAUGAUGAAUUUAUCCCCAACAAACGACGUCGCUCCAGAUGGGACGAAAAAGCCAAUGAACCUAAAAUAAAUGGAUCAGUAAAAGAUUUCCCGGAUGGGUCUUUGGCUUCUGCGAUCGCACUAGCAAAAGCUGCUGCAGCUGCUGCAAAAACUCAAGGAACUACUUCUAAUCCAAAUCAGUUCACAGGCGGUGUUGUACUUACACCUGAGCAAGCUGAACAGAUACGUUAUCAAAAGGAACUUCAAGCUAUGCAAGAGUUUAUUUUAGCACAAAAACGAUCAAAGUCUAAAGAGGAAGAACUUAUGAAUCGAAUUGAGGGUGUAAAUUAUGGAAAUAAAACAAGAAUUACAAAGGAUGGUUUAGUUAUCAAAUAUGAGUAUGAUUCCGAUGAGGAUUGUGAAAAUGGAACAUGGGAGCAUAAAUUAAGACAAGCAGAAAUGGAAGCAACCCGAGAAUGGGCUCAGAAAUUAACUGAAAUGGGUCAUGGAAAACAUCAUAUUGGAGACUUUCUACCACCGGACGAAUUAGAGCGUUUCAUGGAAACUUUCCGUGCAUUGAAAGAAGGUCGGGAACCGGAUUUUUCUGAAUACAAACAGUUCAAGUUAACUUGUGAAAAUGUCGGUUUUCAAAUGUUAGAAAAGAUGGGUUGGAAAGAAGGUGAAGGACUUGGCAUUGAUGGUCAAGGUAUUGUUAAUCCAGUCAAUAAGGGGAAUGUCCAUGUUGACGGUGUAGGACUAGGAAUUGAUCGUCCUUCCAAAUUAAUAAAAGAAGAUGAUGAGUACGAUGCAUACAGGAAACGUAUGAUGUUAGCUUAUCGGUUUCGACCAAAUCCUUUGAACAAUCCUCGACGAGACUACUAUUAAUAGUGAUAAGGCAAUGUUAAUGUUGAUCAUAUUUGUUCCACAACUAAAUAGUGGAGAGAAAACUUGAUCAGUCUGUGAUUUGGAACCAUCGCUAAUAUUAUAAUUAUGGUUAUUAUCAUUAUACGCAUAAAGGUUUCUAUUCAUUAUCUGUCAGUAUGAAGACUUGUAUAAUUUUAUGGAACCGUGUAUUUAAACCGUUGAUUUUCUUUUACAUGUGUAUAUGUAAUGUCAACUGCCAUAUAAAAUAUAUAAAUACUUUUUUGUGUA